GCCGCCAUCUUGGAUUUGGAACCACGCAGAGUCCUGUGGGCGAGAAUGGUGCUAAAAGCGAUAUAUUUAUUGCGUUUACAACUCUGUCCUCUGAUAAUCCAUAGAUGAUGUCACAGUGAUCAAGAUUAAAAAAUAUCUGCAAUGCCUUGUCCAGCGUGGCUCAAGAUAGGGGGUGCAUGUGUGUUCCCACACAUUGGCGGCAUUGCAGGUGGUCUAAUCACAAGAAAUGAGGUCAAGGUUUGGUACAAGGAUCUAGACAAGCCAUCGUGGAGACCACCAAACUGGGCAUUUGGCCCUGUGUGGACCAGUCUCUACACAGCGAUGGGGUAUUCAUCCUACUUGGUGUGGAAAGAAGGUGGUGGGAUAAAUAGCACCACCAAGCUGCCGCUUAUCCUGUAUGGGUCCCAGAUAGUGCUGAACUGGGCGUGGACACCCCUGUUCUUUGGAGCACACAAGAUGGGAGCUGCAUUUGUGGAGAUAUUAUUCUUGUGGGGCACUGUUGCCGGCUGCAUCUAUACAUUCUACCCAAUCAGCAAGCUUGCCGCAGGGCUUAUGGUGCCCUACCUGGCCUGGGUAUCCCUGGCUUCAUGCCUCAACUACUCCAUUUGGAAGCGCAACACACCAGCAAUCAAGGAUGAGUGAUUAAAACAUAUAUAAUCAGCAGUUAAUAAUAAGGUAUCUCUUGAUUGUCAAACAUGUGAUAGUAUAAUACUACAUAAAGAAGAUAAUAAUUUAAUGAUUGAAGAUUAACUUCAGAUUAUAAUGUGGCUUGUGGGUUAACUGAAGGGUUGGAAAUGUUUUUGUGUUACAAUUUUGUUCAGACCAUUACUAAUGUAUGGUUAUAUAAAAUUGUAUUGUACAUAACAAAAGCAUUAGAAUUCUAAUGUUAAAACAACAGUGAGUAAAACUUUCCAGUCUUCAACAAUGCAGCUAUUAAUAUAGAAAAUUACAUUGUAACACUGAUUAAAAAUUAAUAAAUGAGUAAAAAAGAAAAAAA
Molecule: messenger RNA, 997 nt
Organism: Nematostella vectensis (starlet sea anemone)
Lineage: Eukaryota; Metazoa; Cnidaria; Anthozoa; Actiniaria; Edwardsiidae
Product: translocator protein
Exons: 4
Coding region: 142-642 (166 amino acids)
Cellular component (GO): mitochondrial outer membrane
Source: RefSeq, a predicted model, not a curated record